Messenger RNA from Echinops telfairi (small Madagascar hedgehog), 212 nucleotides. RefSeq names its product ATP synthase subunit ATP5MJ, mitochondrial-like. The transcript has a single exon. The record is from RefSeq and is a predicted model, not a curated record. Bases 1 to 183 code for a protein of 60 amino acids. Gene Ontology annotation, cellular component: mitochondrion. NCBI's taxonomy places the organism in Eukaryota, Metazoa, Chordata, Mammalia, Afrosoricida, Tenrecidae.
AUGCUCCAAAGCCUGAUCAAGAAUGUGUGGACCCCCAUGAAGCCCUACUACACACAAGUUUACCAGGCGAUCUGGGUGGGGAUGGGCCUGAUGGGCUUCAUCAUAUACAAGAUCAGGAGCGCCGAUAAAAGAAGUAAAGCUCUGAAAGCUUCUGGUGGGGCACCUGCCCAUGGCCACCACUGAGCAGCUGCCUGAGAUCCUGUCGGAUGAAG